Synchytrium microbalum is the source of this 1266-nucleotide messenger RNA. RefSeq lists its product as uncharacterized. Gene Ontology annotation, cellular component: cytosol; COP9 signalosome. The record is from RefSeq and is a predicted model, not a curated record. The transcript has 2 exons. The coding region runs from base 1 to 1266 and encodes 421 amino acids. Lineage: Eukaryota; Fungi; Chytridiomycota; Chytridiomycetes; Synchytriales; Synchytriaceae.
AUGGCAUCAUCAGGCACACUUGCAGCUCGCCUCGACACUAUUGCAACAACUGCUCCUCAAAAGGACAAACCUGCUCUAUAUGUAGAAACUCUCAAAUCCAUCCUCACCACGUCUGGAACAUCAAGCACUUCGCCAGAGCUACAUAGAAACAUUACCGAAUUUCUAAACCAUUCCACUCAAGAGUCUAUUGGUCUGGUUGUAUCUCGGGGUAUAUUAUCCGAAUUCAUUGCUCUGGUGUCUGAAUGGGCAAAGACAUUGGACCAGACUGGUGUAAGGCGUGUAUGGGAGUUAGCAUUGGAGAGUGCAGGCAAUAGAGCUGUUGCUUUUGAAGAUCAGAUCUCAUCCAUCAGGGAAAAAAUUUCAGACAUAUACGAAGCCGAAGAAUCAUGGACUGACGCUGCUCGUGCUCUCCAAGGAAUCCCACUAGACUCGGGUCAUCGAGCUGUAUCGGACGAAUACAAACUAGGCAUCUACCUUCGCAUCGGUCGUCUCUUCCUCGAAGACGACGAUGCAGUCUCGGCCGAAGCAUACUUGAACCGUGCCUCCCUCCUAGCUCUCUCCGGUAGUCGUCUAGCCCAACUCCAAUUAAAAGCAUCCCAAGCAAAAGUACUCGACUUUCAACGUAGAUUCCUACAAGCCGCUCAAAAAUACCAUGAGUUAUCAUAUACCGCUGAAAUGGACGACGAUGAACGUGUAGAGGCACUGACUCAGGCUGUUGUGUGUGCUGUGCUGGCUGCUGCUGGUCCACAACGUAGUCGAAUGCUCGCAACGCUAUACAAGGACGAUCGGGUACGGGAACGACCACAACUCAAACAACAUGGUAUAUACGCUAUAUUAGAGAAAAUGUAUCUAGAUCGAGUAUUACGUACCACCGAAGUCCAGGAAUUCGCUUCAUGUCUCAAAUCUCACCAACUAGCUAAACUCGGUGAUGGAACUACUACCGUACUCGAUCGAGCAGUCAUUGAACACAACUUGCUCUCAGCUUCCAAACUAUAUAAUAACAUCCACUUUUGGGAGUUGGGAUCCUUGCUCAACAUCUCUGGCGACAAGGCCGAAGAGAUUGCAUCUCGUAUGAUUGGAGAGGGCAGGAUGACGGGUCGAAUUGAUCAGAUUGAGAAAUUGAUUUAUUUCGUCGUGGAUGGUGUGUUGCUGACUUGGGAUGCUCGUGUGGCGGGUGUGUCGCAUCAUGUUGAUGGAAUGGUGGAAUCGAUUGUUGCCAAAUAUCCAUCUUGGGCUACUGGAGUUGCUGCUCGUGUUGGAAUGUGA